Molecule: messenger RNA, 1830 nt
Organism: Lotus japonicus
Lineage: Eukaryota; Viridiplantae; Streptophyta; Magnoliopsida; Fabales; Fabaceae
Product: probable serine/threonine-protein kinase PBL16
Exons: 6
Coding region: 476-1618 (380 amino acids)
Biological process (GO): protein phosphorylation
Molecular function (GO): protein kinase activity; ATP binding
Source: RefSeq, a predicted model, not a curated record
GUUGGAAUGGAGAGUGAUGGAAGGAAAAAGAUUGGUGUGUGUCCAUUAUCAAAAUCAAAACAUGCACCUUCUAUGCGCACUAACAUCACCAAAGUGCACAUUUUGAAUGUGGGCCCUUCCAUCUUCCCCCAUAGCCAAGCCAACUAAGAGUUAUCACCCACAUCAUCAACACUCACCUUCUCAACCCAUCAUUGCCAUCACUGAAUUCUCUCCCACUCUUUCCUUUCUUCUUGCUUUCCAUUUCCCCAUUCACACACUAAAAUGAAUCCCCUUCACAAUACCAACAACUAGAUGCCAAUGUUUUAGAUUUUUUUGCUUUAGUAAUUAUGUGUUUGUCUCUCCCUUGGUCUAAAAUCUAAACCAUCUUUUCUUGAAGGGUGAGAGAAAAAUAGAAAAAAAGUUCUGAUUUUUUGUGUGAUGGGGUGUUGGUAAAGGAGCUGGUGCAAACUGCAAAGCUGUGUUUGGAUUUGGCAUAAUGGGAAAUUGCUGGUGUAGGUUGGAAUCAUCAGAUUAUAGAGUCUCAUCCAAUGUAAAGUCAGAACAAAACCAGGUAAUCAAACAAAGGCAUGAUGAUAGUAAGUUACCAUCCAACCCUGAAGAAGUAGAAGACCUUCGCCGCGAUUCAGCAGCAAAUCCAUUGAUUGCAUUCACUUAUGAUGAGCUAAAGCUGAUCACUGGAAAUUUUAGGCCAGAUCGUGUGUUGGGAGGAGGAGGAUUUGGAAGUGUUUAUAAAGGUUUUAUUUCUGAGGUGUUAAGACAGGGGCUUCCUUCUGUUGCUGUUGCUGUUAAGGUUCAUGAUGGUGACAACAGUCAUCAAGGCCACAGAGAAUGGCUGGCAGAAGUCAUAUUUUUGGGGCAGCUUUCACAUCCAAAUCUAGUGAAAUUAAUUGGAUAUUGCUGUGAAGAUGAGCAUAGGGUGCUAAUAUAUGAGUACAUGGCCCGGGGAAGUGUGGAGCACAAUUUGUUCUCAAAAAUUUUGCUUCCCUUGCCAUGGUCCAUAAGAAUGAAGAUUGCAUUUGGCGCUGCAAAGGGACUUGCAUUUCUUCAUGAAGCAGAAAAACCUGUCAUCUACCGUGAUUUUAAGACAUCAAAUAUCUUACUAGACCAGGACUAUAAUGCAAAACUUUCUGACUUUGGCCUCGCUAAAGAUGGACCAGUUGGAGACAAAUCCCAUGUUUCUACUCGAAUAAUGGGAACAUAUGGCUAUGCUGCACCUGAAUACAUUAUGACAGGUCAUCUUACCCCUAGAAGCGAUGUUUACAGUUUUGGUGUUGUUCUCCUUGAGCUUCUCACGGGAAGAAAAUCACUAGACAAGCUAAGACCUGCCAGAGAACAGAACCUCACAGAAUGGGCACUUCCAUUGCUGAAGGAAAAGAAAAAAGUACAAAACAUUAUAGAUCCAAGGUUAGAAGGUCAUUAUCCAGAAAAAGGAUUUCACAAAGCUGCAAUGCUUGCAUAUCAUUGCUUGAACAAAAAUCCAAAAGCAAGGCCUCUCAUGAGAGACAUUGUGGAUUCAUUGGAGCCUUUGACAACAUACAGUGAGGUUUCUAUUGAGAAAACAUUGACCAUAGUCGGUGAGGUUCCAGAAGCUGAAUUGAAAAAGAAAGAUGAAAAAUGACUCAAAGACGGUGUUUUCAUUCUCAUCAUGUUCAUAGGGAGAGGUUUUGCCUUAACUUCUUGUGUUUGUUAACAUGACAUAACAGGCAAUUUCUUUCUAUUCUAGCUAUCCCUUUCUUUGCUUUCUUCAACAUGGACUGCUGUAUGAACUAAUGUCAAAUUAAGAUGAAAAAACAAGCAAAAUAGAGGCAAUACAAGAUAUGUUCUUAAGCA